AGGAAACGAGUGGGUCCGGAAUCACUGCCCGGGCAGAGAGCACAGGUCCUUUGCGGACUCUGGCCCGGUGGGAAAAACGGUCCGACGGGAACACGGGUCCUACAGAACUAACUGGCCGAGCAGGAAGCACCAGUCAGGGGCUGCACGGUGGAAGAGAUGGCCUCCUCCACUGUGGAGAGUUUUGUGGCCCAGCAGCUGGAGCUGCUGGAGCUGGAGCGGAACGCCGAGGUAGAGGAGCGCAGGUCCUGGCAGGAACACAGUUCCCUGAAAGAGCUCCAGAGCCGAGGGGUGUGUUUGCUGAAGCUCCAGGUAUCCAGCCAACGCACUGGGCUGUAUGGACAGCGACUGGUCACCUUUGAGCCCAGGAAAUUUGGGCCUGCAGUGGUGCUUCCCAGUAAUAGCUUCACUUCUGGUGAUAUCGUGGGUCUAUAUGAUACUAAUGAAAGCAGCCAGCUGGCCACUGGGGUCCUGACCCGCAUUACCCAAAAAUCAGUCACAGUGGCCUUUGAUGAAUCUCAUGAUUUCCAGUUGAACCUGGACCGAGAAGAUACCUACAGACUGCUGAAGCUCGCCAAUGAUGUCACCUACAAGCGUCUGAAGAAAGCACUGAUGACACUGAAGAAGUACCACUCUGGGCCAGCAUCCUCACUCAUAGACAUCCUGUUGGGCGGCUCCACCCCCAGUCCUGCCACUGAAAUACCCCCACUGACCUUCUACAACACAACCCUGGACCCUUCCCAACAAGAAGCUGUGUCCUUUGCACUGGCGCAGAAAGAACUUGCCAUCAUCCACGGGCCUCCUGGCACUGGGAAAACCACAACCGUGGUGGAAAUAAUCCUCCAAGCUGUAAAGCAAGGCUUAAAGGUUCUGUGCUGUGCUCCCUCCAACAUCGCUGUGGACAACCUGGUGGAGCGCCUGGCUCUGUGCAAGAAGCAGAUUCUGCGCCUGGGCCACCCUGCCCGCCUCUUGGAGUCCGUUCAGCAGCACUCACUGGACGCAGUGCUAGCACGCAGUGACAAUGCCCAGAUUGUGGCUGACAUCAGGAGGGACAUCGACCAGGUCAUUGGCAAGAACAAAAAGACCCAGGAUAAGAGAGAGAAAAGUAACUUUCGAAAUGAAAUUAAGCUGCUAAGGAAGGAACUGAAGGAGAGGGAGGAAGCAGCCAUAGUCCAGAGCCUCACUGCGGCAGAUGUGGUCCUAGCCACCAACACAGGUGCAUCUCCCGAUGGCCCGCUGGCGCUGCUGCCUGAGGGCUGCUUUGACGUGGUGGUGGUGGACGAGUGCGCCCAGGCGCUGGAAGCCAGCUGCUGGAUCCCUCUGCUGAGGGCCCCAAAGUGUAUCCUAGCCGGAGACCACAGACAGCUGCCACCCACCAUUGUCUCUCCCAAGGCGGCACUGGCUGGGCUGUCCCGCAGCCUGAUGGAGCGCCUGGCAGAGAAGCAUGGUGCUGCUGUGGUACGGAUGCUGACCGUGCAGUACCGGAUGCAUCAGGCCAUCACGCACUGGGCCUCGGAGGCCAUGUACCACGGGCAGCUUAUUGCCCAUUCCUCUGUGGCGGAACACCUCCUGAAGGACCUCCCAGGUGUGGCUGACACAGAAGAGACAAGUGUCCCCCUGCUGCUCAUAGACACAGCCGGCUGUGGGCUGCUGGAGCUGGAGGAGGAGGACAGCCAGUCCAAGGGGAACCCGGGCGAAGUUCGCCUCGUCACUUUGCACGUCCAGGCUCUGGUGGAUGCGGGGGUCCAGGCAGGUGACAUUGCCGUCAUCGCGCCCUACAACCUUCAGGUGGAUCUGCUCAGACAGAGCCUCUCCAACAAGCACCCCGACCUGGAGAUCAAGUCUGUUGAUGGCUUCCAAGGCCGAGAGAAGGAGGCGGUGAUCCUGACCUUUGUCAGGUCCAACAGGAAAGGUGAAGUUGGUUUUCUGGCUGAGGACAGGCGGAUCAAUGUUGCUGUCACCCGUGCUCGGCGCCACGUGGCAAUCAUCUGUGAUUCCCGCACUGUCAACAACCACACGUUUCUCAAGACCCUGCUGGAUUAUUUCACAGAGCAUGGGGAGGUGCGCACAGCCUUUGAGUACCUGGAUGACAUCGUCCCUGAGAACUACACCCACGAGGGCUCCCAGGGCCACAGCCGGCCCCCCAAGCCCAAGGGCCCUGCCACCUUCAUCAGGAAGCCUGCCAGUCAACAGGAGAGUGGCCGAGAGGCCAAAGCAGCCGCCGGACAGGGCCGAAGGAAGCCGAGUGAGAAGCUGUCAGGCUCUCAAGCCCACUCCCAGCCCAGCUCUAAUGUAGGUGGCUCUGACAGAACUGGAGGCAUGGACCGCACAGAGCACUUCCGGGCCAUGAUCAAGGAGUUUUUGGCCGGCAAGGAGGCACAGCUGGAGUUCCCCACGUCUCUGAGCUCCCACGACAGGCUUCGAGUCCACCAGUUAGCUGAGGAGUUCGGGCUGAAGCACGACAGCACUGGCGAGGGGAGGGCACGGCACAUCACGGUGAGCAGGAAGAGCCCUGCAGGUUCUGGUGGUGUGGCCCCGAGGCCUCCCUCACCCCCAAGCCCCACACAGGCUGAGCCCAAGCCACAGGCAGAGCAGCCCCUAGAGCAGCCACACGGCCCCACACAGCUGGAUCUGAAGGCGCUGCACCUGGAAAGGCUACAGCGACAGCAAGGCGGCCAGGCCCAGCCAGCCAAGGGCCCCCCGGCUGGGGGUUUGAGGCCACAGAAGGCUCCACAGAAGAAAAAGAAAAAAGAAACAAAAGCUCCAGCCACGGCUCUGCCCCAUGAGGAGGACUUUGACGCCCUGGUGUCAGCCGUGGUGAAGGCUGACAACACCUGUAGCUUCUCCAAGUGCUCGGCCAGCACCACCACCCUGGGCCAGUUCUGCAUACACUGCAGCCGCCGCUACUGCCUCAGCCAUCACCUGCCCGAGAUCCACGGCUGUGGUGAAAAGGCUCGAGCCCACGCCCGACAGAGGAUUAGCCGGGAAGGAGUGCUCUACCCAGGCAGUGGGACCAAGGACAGGACCCUGGACCCAGCCAAGAGGGCCCAGCUGCAGAGGAGGCUGGACAAGAAGCUGGGCGAGCUCAGCAGCCAGAGGACAAGCAAGAAGAAGGAGAAGGAGAGGGGGACGUGAUGUCACCUCCUCAUGCAGGACUGUGUGGGGCAGAGAGCCAGCAAGUGGGACAUAGUCCCUCACCACCCGUUUCUCUGCCUCCGCUGGUGUGUCCCUCUACCUCCCAUGGCAAGGAGACCUUCGUGGUCACCAUCAGAGUAACUGUCAUGACAGGCAAGGCCCUCUUAGCGCUGCUCAGAUGCAUGUCCUGAGACUGAGUGCCUUGCAUGGCAGCUGGCCACGGCCCUUCAGCCUGUCUUCUGAAGCAACACAGUGGGCACAGAUUGUGUGGUCGAGGAAUGGGGGGACGGCUGCUGCAGGGUCAGAAGGCUCCCAGCUUGUGUCUGCCUGUCCUCUGCUGUUUGUUGACUGUGAUGGGAGGGCGAGGGGGCCCUCGCAGGGUGCCACACUGUCCACCCUCACAGAGACUGCAUCCUCGCCAGCAUUCUGUGCCAGUUGCUCAUGGGAACUUUGACAGAUGUGUCUUAGCCUCAGGAUCUUGUUCCAAAGAAUAUAAAUUAUUUGCAAAUUAA
Psammomys obesus (fat sand rat) is the source of this 3644-nucleotide messenger RNA. RefSeq names its product immunoglobulin mu DNA binding protein 2 (gene Ighmbp2). Bases 157 to 3132 code for a protein of 991 amino acids. The transcript is spliced from 15 exons. The record is from RefSeq and is a predicted model, not a curated record. Gene Ontology annotation, molecular function: 5'-3' DNA helicase activity; zinc ion binding; ATP binding. NCBI's taxonomy places the organism in Eukaryota, Metazoa, Chordata, Mammalia, Rodentia, Muridae.